CUUGGCGUUUUCAAUCACAAAAAAAAUUGUUUAUCAAUUUGCUUACACCGUAAAAGUCUUAUUUUGGACAAUAUUGGCAAUUUCAAAGUAAAUAAAAAUUAUUUCUGCUAGUGCAUGAAAUAAUGCGAUGUGUUUUUCCUCAAUAUCUGGUUUAAAAACGAUGUAAACAUGCACGUAAACAUGGAAGAGAUAGAGUGCAUUCUGUUAACCUCUAAGUGUAAAGAAAAGUGUUAUCAGGUGUAAUUAACUAGAUAAUAUUUAUAAAAUGGAUCUAAAAUGCUUGUUUCUGUUGCUUGGCAUCAUAUACCAAACGCUAGCCCAAAACGAUGAUUGUAAAAGAAAUAGUAGUCAAUGCGACUAUAAACCAAGCAUUCGCCAAUUAUCACAUACUUUAGCCAGUAAAUUUACGGAGAUUGUUAUUAAAGAGUUGGGCAGUGAGUACACUUCACAUUUGGAAGUUCGGACGGCAUAUAAAAUGAAUUGCUACUCAGAGUCUGAUAGCAGUAUACUAUCGAAUAUAGUGGAAAAAUUAGAAUACAAGCUAUCGUCUGCUAUGAAUAUUUUACUAGAAAUGAAUGAUGCUAUCACUAACAAUAGUACACCGUCAUUUACUCACCCAUGCCCAUUCAACUCAAUAAGAAAAUCUGUAUUUGUAAAAACAAACUAUGUCUCCGAUGAUACUCAGUCAAAAAUGUUAGAUCGAUUUAAAGAUUUGAAAAUAAAGAGGCAAUACUUCCUUGCACACAUGGAUUAUGCAACAGACAAAGAUUGUACAAAUAUGCCACACUCAAAUUUGAGAUACUUAUACCAUAAGGUUGUUCAUGGAGAAUCAAAGCUAGUUGUAUUUAUUAUUGAUAAUAACAUGAAUGCAGAAUCACUCCAACAUGCUGUAAAUAUUGCAAAGGAGACAGUAUUUGCUUUGCAGUCAAGUGAUUUAAUAGCAUUGAAAAUUACAAACAUGACAAGUUUUAUCAAAUUCGAAGAUACAUGCAGCAGCGAUGGAGCAUCUAACAUUGGGAAUGCUACUGAUAAUAACAAAUUACUGUUCCGUGAAUAUCUUUCAACAAUAGAUUUUUCCUCUUCAAGUCUAGCUCCACUAGCUAUUGGUAGUGAGUUAAAAAGUCUACUCAAUGAAACUUACUUACCAGAAAACAAGUUAAUUAUUUUCUUAACUGAUACUAAAGUGGUACAGAAUGAUGUGUGGCUAAAAAUAUUCCCACCGUCAACAAGUGAUAAAACAAAAUUUGCAAUUGGAUUAUUGUAUGAGAAUCAUACAGAUAGAAAUUUUUCAUUAGGAAUUUUACAUUUUGACAAGUGGCACAAUCAUUCAAAUGAACAUUCUGUGAUGAAAAUGCAUAUUAAUGAUAGUGGUGUGAUUGGUCAAGUGGCAUCUGCAUUUAUAUCUUUACUGCCAAAUAAUUAUGAGCACCAUUUAAAAGUCGAAACACCAAUAUGGGAAGCAACAGAAAGAGAUUUUAUUGUGUCAAUGGUGCAUCCAACAGCAAAUGGCAUUCUUGGCUUAGACUUGUACUGGUCAGACCUAGCUGAAGAUAUUAUCUACUUCCAAGGUACAAAUAGAAACAGACGGGCAUUCGUCAUGGAUUUUACUGGUAAGGUUCUCAUGCAUACUUACUUCCCACGGCCUGAAGCAGCUUCAGAUAAAAUAAAGUUCACAUCUUUAGACAGUGUGGAACCAUACACCUUUAUUAAUAAUGUUUCAAAGGAAAUUCUAUUCAACAGCACUGGUAAUUUGACUGUUAGUGAACAAAAUUCUACAACAAAAAUUAAUUACUCUUGGCAGUGGGUUGGAAAAUUAUACAUUGUGUGUAUUGUCACUGAAGAAUCAGCUCCUAGUUUAUUUAAUAAGUCAAAUAUAUAUUUUACGAGAACAAAUAAAGAGAUUUUAUAUCAUAGGAUAGAUUUGUUUCCACCAAAAAAUGGUAAGAUUUGUAGGCACUUUAAACAAAUUUCAACCAUAGAUCAGGGUACUGUUUACUUAAGUCCUUCUAGUUUUCAAUCGCCAUUCACUUAUCUAUAUGAUAUGAGCGAUGGCCAAGAAGCUAUUACUUACAUGCAAAAUUACUUGGCUUAUCUCAAGAGUGUCGCACACGGUCUAUUGUCAAAUCCAGGCUUGAAGAGUGAAAUUCAACAUGAUGUUGGAUUCUUAAAUUCUAUUCUGUCUUUUUAUAAGAGACAACAUUUACAUGGUGGUCUGUCUAAAUAUAUUGUGCGAAGAUAUGCAGUAACAGAGAGUGGGGUGCUUGUUAUGUUCCCUGGUACUGUACUAGAAUAUGACUAUGAACCUGUAAGACGACCAUGGUAUACACAUGCUGUAGAAACACCUGGAAAGAUAAUUUUAACCUCUCCUAAUUUAGAUGUGGGUGGUGCGGGGUAUGUUGUCACUAUUUCAUACUCAGUUAAAAGCCCCAUUUAUCCUACAAUGGUAGUAGCUAUGGAUGUCACUAUGGGGUUUUUGUAUAAACUACUCAUUGAUAGUUCUCCUCUAUGUGCCAUGUCAAAUAUUAAGUGUUUUAUUAUGAAUAAUAAGGGUUAUUUGGUGUCCCAUCCUGGUUUGAUGGAUCCAAACAGCUCUGGUCCUAUAGAACAGCAACAUAUUACUCAUAAAGAAUCAAUGAUAGCAAUUGAUAUGUUGAAUCAUAAGGGCUUUGUUACAAAGAGACUGUGCAAUAACUUCUAUGAUAAAACAAUACAGAGAUAUUAUGAAUUUAAUACCUCAUUGUCCUCUGUACUGUCUAAUGUCGUAUCGGGAGAUCAUUGUGUGCAUUAUUAUAUUGCUGCUAUUCCUGGCACUAAUGCCUUUGUUGGUCUUAUUAAUGCGUCGUGUAAUGUCGGCGCGUUUUGCCCUUGCAGCAUGGUAGACAGGCUUUGUUUGAACUGUAAUCGAAUGGAACAAACAGAAUGCGAGUGCCCAUGCGAAUGCAGCUCUGAAUCUUACGAUUGUCCUAAUUCAAAUACCUCAAAUUUUAACCAAAAUAUUCCUCUAUGUGGAAUGAAUCCUGAAGGCAAUAAUCAUAAGUCACAUUACUUUCACAACGUCGCUGAGAAUCUUAAGUCGUGUUUUGACUUUCAGUGUGAAACUUACAUGUCGCAUUCUGCUUGUUUAGGAGUAAUGGGAUGUGAAUGGUGCCAAAUAGACGCCGAUGGGCGAUCGCCACUCAUGACACCUUUUUGUACAUCACAAUCAACUUGUUUCAAUGGUGUUUUGGGUGCCGUAACGCCUUACGGUGAAGGUACAUUUGGGCACAUCAACCGAGAUGCAUUUGCUAGCUACUCUGCUAUAGGUCCCAUCGCUGGCUUUAUCGUAACAGUGAGUCUUAUAAUUGCCGUAGCGAUAUACUGCUAUAGGCAAAAUAAUUCGACGGCUAGUUGUCACAACUUAUAUGUAGACGGGCCAGCUGAAACAUGGUACGAUGCUGAUGUACAAAUGAGCCAUCUGCAGUCAGAUGAUAUGCCAGAUCAAUCUGGUCAGGAUAAAUUGUUACCCGCUAUGGAAAUAGAGGCUCCGAUAUCACCGUACCGCGUUAUAACGGGGUACAGACGGCCGCAUACAGCGGGAGGCUCUGACCACGGGUAUUCGACUAUGACUCCUCACGAGGAUUCAGAAGCGACCGGAUUCUCGGUCAACGAUCCAACCGUCCUAUCAGACGAUACCAAGUCUGACGUAAGUUUCCCUGCACCGGCAAAAGUAAAGCCUAGGCUCAUGGCCACGGAUUUAACAAUGACUGUGUUACCUUGUGGUAAAAAUAGUGUUAUCGCCCCGGUCACCGUCCACAGACACAUGGAGGCGUCCUAGAGAUUAUAGAUAUAAGUUUAACUACCUCUUGUGUAAAUAUAUGUUCAACUGCAGUAAGCUUAUUUGCAUUGUGAUAUAGUAGUUUGCCAUAGACCUAAGUUGUGUAUUGUUGAUUAAUGAUUUCCAGCAAUAACAAUUGUUUUCCUUAUUCCUAAUAAUUUGUGGUGCUCUAUAAAAUGGAAGGUGUAAAUUGUUUUUUAGUUUACGUGUUUAUAAGAAUUAAUUAACUAUGACAUGACUUCCAGUAUGUGUAAUUAAUGAAACUGUAUUUAUUUUAGUAGCAGAGUAUUGACAAAUUCAGAACAAAUCAUGUUUAUCAUAUAAUUUAUAUGGAUAUAUUACAUUACAAUCAUCUUCUACUUACAAUACAUUAUUUUUAGCUCAUGUACAUACAUACAAACUAUAAUAGAUGUGACUUGUUUAGUAUAUAAUUAAUAAAAUGCUUGGAUUUUUAUAUUAAUCAUAAUCAAAAGCAGCUAUGAACUAUCGUAAAAUAGAAAUUAUAAAACGUAUAUUUUUAAAUAUUUCAUUGACUGGUUUUUCCUAUAGUUAAUCUGAGAUAAUUAACGAACAAUUCGUAUUAUUUUUAAAGUGCUAUAGAUGUAGUUUUAGCUGUAAUUAAUAUUGUCGUACUUAAAAUCCUAUUCGUACUUCAUUGUAUAUUACUCCUAAGUACUAUUAAGUAUCCUAUUUUAAGAAUGAAGUAAAUACAGGAAUGAAAAUCACGAAACGGUUGUUAUAUACGAUGGUACAAUAACUUUUAUAUUUUUUUAAAUCAACUGUGUAUUUAGCUUAUAAGAUUUUAUAUUCUUGGCGAGGGAGCAACGCUAAUUAUUUAUUCUUAAGAUGAUUAUUAUUACCUAACUUUUUAAAUAUACGACUACCCGCUUAAAAGUUAAAUAAUAUGUUAUGCGGUUGUGAUGUUUCGUUUCAUACAAACAGUUCUUAAUUUGGUCUCAUUACUUGUAUAAAUACUAUAAAUUGUAUAUUUAUCAAGGAAAAGUGGUAUAUAUAUUAGUAUCUAAUUAUAAGUAAUAUAUAAUACAGUACUAACUAAAAAAAUCAUUUACCACUAAAUAUCGUUACUAACUGCAAUUUUGUUUGCCAAGUUUUCUUUUUCACCAAUAUUUAAUUUUAUAUUUUACUGUAGUUGCUCCCUAGAUCGAGAUAUUAUUGUAUUAAACGUGCCAGUGCCUCGUGUAUGUUAAGCUAAAUGGACGUAUUUUAAGACUGAACUUGAUGUUGCAUUUACAUUGUGUAAUAAAUUUCUUUUAAAAAAUA
This is a messenger RNA of Colias croceus (clouded yellow), 5095 nucleotides long. Its product is annotated as VWFA and cache domain-containing protein CG16868. The coding region runs from base 266 to 3814 and encodes 1182 amino acids. The transcript has a single exon. Gene Ontology annotation, molecular function: voltage-gated calcium channel activity. The record is from RefSeq and is a predicted model, not a curated record. Lineage: Eukaryota; Metazoa; Arthropoda; Insecta; Lepidoptera; Pieridae. Gene Ontology annotation, cellular component: voltage-gated calcium channel complex.